AUGGGGAAGACCCAGCCGUAUAUCCCGCCCCUCAUCGGGUGGCUGUACGAUCUGGUCUUGUGGACAUUCUCCGUGCUCAUUGAUCUUUUCUUCCGCGAGGUACACCCGCGUGGAUCUUGGAAGAUCCCUCGCCGCGGCCCGAUCAUCAUCGUCGCGGCCCCUCAUGCAAACCAGUUCGUGGACUCGUUGGUUCUGAUGCGCGUUAUCCGCAGCGAGGCCCACCGUCGGAUCUCAUGGCUUAUCGCCGAAAAGUCCUUCCGGCGCAAAUUCAUCGGAAUGCUGGCGAGAGGCAUUGGAACCUUACCUGUGGCGCGGGCAAUGGACAAUUUGAAGCCCGGGACUGGAACCAUCUAUCUACCCGACCCGGUCAAUGAACCGACUCUGCUGCGAGGUGUCGGCACCAAUUUCGAAGGUCCGGGAUUCGAAGUGGAGGGGACAAUUGCACUGCCUACAAUCAAUGGGACAUCGCAUAGCACGGCCAUUGCAGAGAUUCGUGGUCCGGAGGAACUGGUUCUCAAGAAGGCGUUUAAGCAUCGCGAUGCGCUGUCUCAGCUGACUGGGAGGACCGAUAUCACCAAAGACGGAAGCUGUACUGGUGACCCGUCUGACCAAGCUCCGGACUUCAAGGGCUCCAAGUUCAAGGUCGCCCCGCACGUCGACCAAACGGCCGUUUACAAUGCAGUUUUUGGACGACUGAACGCAGGCGGUUGUGUGGGCAUCUUCCCCGAAGGUGGUAGUCAUGACCGCACAACUCUACUGCCCCUCAAAGCUGGUGUGGCCUUGAUGGCUCUGGGAACACUGGCUGACAACCCGGACUGUGGCCUGAAGAUUGUGCCCUGUGGCAUGAAUUAUUUCCAUGCUCACAAAUUCCGGUCCAGGGCUGUCAUCGAAUUCGGUAAUCCAAUCGAGGUCCCUAAAGAACUAGUGGAACAAUUCAAGCAAGGUGAACGGCGAGAGUCGGUCGGUGCCCUAUUGGAUAUUAUCUACAAUGGUCUCGUCGCUGUCACCGUCACCAGCCCCGACUAUGAAACUUUGAUGGUCAUCCAAGCUGCCCGGCGCCUGUACAACACCAAAGGAAAGAAGCUCCCCCUUCCGAUGGUGGUGGAGCUCAACCGCCGACUCGUGAAGGGUUACGCCCAUUUUAAGAACGACCCACGAAUUGUGCACCUCCAGAAGUCGAUUGUAAGCUACAACAAGCAGCUUCGGAUCCUCGGGAUCCGCGAUCACCAAGUGGCCUACGCCAAGUUCUCGAUCCUGCAAGUGAUUGCCACAUUGAUCUAUCGCCUGGGCAAAUUAGCUCUUCUGACGAUCGGAACCCUGCCCGGACUGCUUCUGUUCACUCCUGUGUUCAUCGCGACCAAAUAUCUGUCGAUGAAGAAGUCAAAGGAAGCAUUGGCUGCCUCGACGGUCAAACUACAGGGUCGAGAUGUCAUGGCCACAUGGAAACUCCUCAUCGCCCUUGCGUUCGCUCCCGCCGUCUACGCAUCCUAUACUGCCGCAUUCACCUACUGGACCUAUCGGAACCGGAUCCAAGGGUGGGUCCCUGAAUGGGUGCCGCUCUGGUUGGUGGUACUGAUCGGCGUGGUCUUGUUCCCCACAAUCACCUUUGCCGCACUUCGGAUCGGCGAGGUGGGAAUGGAUAUCAUCAAGUCACUGCGGCCGCUGGUUCUAUCUCUCAAUCCGUCGUCGGCCAACACGUUAGUGAAACUGCGGGAAAGACGCGCCACCCUUGCUCAGCAAGUUACGGAUGCCAUCAACACCAUGGGCCCUGAGCUCUUCCCAGACUUUGAUGCUGCCCGGAUUGUCACGGACCCCUUCCGGGAAGUCAGCCAUGAUGGCAAGCCCGAUCUCAGCCUACCGGAGAUCAGAAGAUCCGCCGAUGGAGACUUGGGCGAGGGAAUGCCUUCCCAAGAGCCUCUCCCCCGCAACGAAUCCUUCCACAACCUGGCCAACAUUGGCUUUUUCUCUACGCGGCCACCCAGCCGUGACCGCAGCCGCAGCAGCUCUGUUGGACCUCGGCCGGGCUCGCGGCAUCAGCUUAAGCCUCUGAGUCCGAUCACCCCGAAGGACCCGCUGGAGGAUGUCAGUUCGCGUAUCCGAGAUGCAAUGAGAGAGCGCGGCGAACGUCGUCGUCGCCGAAGUGAGGAUGGGAGCUGGGACAUGGCCAGUUCGGGACCCGGGACGCCGUCCAGCGGCGAAGAAGUCCGAAAAGACCUAUAA
Molecule: messenger RNA, 2220 nt
Organism: Penicillium alfredii
Lineage: Eukaryota; Fungi; Ascomycota; Eurotiomycetes; Eurotiales; Aspergillaceae
Product: putative glycerol-3-phosphate acyltransferase Sct1
Exons: 4
Coding region: 1-2220 (739 amino acids)
Biological process (GO): phospholipid biosynthetic process
Cellular component (GO): endoplasmic reticulum membrane
Molecular function (GO): glycerol-3-phosphate O-acyltransferase activity; glycerone-phosphate O-acyltransferase activity
Source: RefSeq, a predicted model, not a curated record